Molecule: messenger RNA, 2682 nt
Organism: Notothenia coriiceps (black rockcod)
Lineage: Eukaryota; Metazoa; Chordata; Actinopteri; Perciformes; Nototheniidae
Gene: hnrnpa3
Product: heterogeneous nuclear ribonucleoprotein A3
Exons: 11
Coding region: 63-1100 (345 amino acids)
Biological process (GO): mRNA splicing, via spliceosome
Cellular component (GO): catalytic step 2 spliceosome
Molecular function (GO): mRNA 3'-UTR binding
Source: RefSeq, a predicted model, not a curated record
AAAGAGAAGAGAAGAAGAUGAAGGACUGAACAAAAUUACGUGACACACUUAGCUAAUCGGUGAUGAAUAGCAAAAUGGAGGAGCGUGAAGCUAGAGAACCUGAGCAGCUCAGAAAGCUGUUUAUUGGAGGUCUGAGCUUUGAAACAACCGAGGAGAGUUUACGGACUCAUUUUGAACAAUGGGGAGCUCUUACUGAUUGUGUGGUGAUGAGGGACCCUAACACCAAGCGUUCUAGAGGGUUUGGCUUUGUGACGUAUGCGGCUGUAGAAGAAGUCGACGUUGCCAUGGCAGAAAGGCCUCAUAAAGUGGAUGGUCGUGUAGUUGAACCCAAGAGGGCUGUGUCCAGAGAGGACUCCAAUAAACCCGGCGCCCAUCUAACCGUCAAGAAGAUCUUUGUCGGUGGGAUCAAAGAGGAUACCGAGGAGUACCACAUCAGGGAGCAUUUCGAGAAAUAUGGAAAGAUUGAAUGCAUUGACAUCAUAGAAGAGCGCUCCACUGGGAAGAAGAGAGGAUUCUGCUUUGUCUCCUUUGAAGACCAUGACACUGUGGACAAAAUAGUUGCCCAGAAAUUCCACACGAUCAAUUUCCACAAUUGUGAGGUCAGAAAGGCCCUCUCAAAACAGGAAAUGAGUACUAUGUCCACCAGCAGGGACAGGAGUGGAGGUUCUGGAAACUUCAUGGGAAGAGGUAAUUUUGGUGGUGGUGGCAACUUCAGUCGAGGAGGCUAUGGUGGAGGACGAGGCGGUUAUGCCGAUGAUUUUGACAAUGGUCCAGGAGGUAAUUAUAGUGGAGGACCAGGCUAUGGAGGUGGGAGAGGGGGCUAUGGAGGUGGUGGUGGUGGUGGUCAAGGGUAUGGCAACCAGGGAGGAGGAUAUGGUGGAAACUGUGAUGGAGGAUACGGAGGCAAUGACGGAGGAUAUGGAGGAGGGGGAAAUGACUUUGGAAAUUAUGGUGGCCAGCAGUCCAGCUAUGGGGCCAUGAAGGGAAACAACUUUGGUGGCAGAAACUCAGGUGCACCAUAUAGUGGCGGCCAUGGAUCCGGUGGCGGGGGCAGCAGCAGCGGCGGAGGAGGAGGGGGCUAUGGCUCUCGGCGAUAUUAAUUAUAUCAUGUUUUGGCUUCAGUUCUUAGCAGGAGAGGCGAGGAGAUGAGAAAAGGAAAUGUCAGGAAAGCCGCAGGUCACUUUGAGGCAGUCAUCUGAAAGCAUUAGAGGAACACUCAAGUCAGACAUUACUGCAGCUAAAUCGGAGAAGUUUAUGGAAGAAGGACUGUAUACACAAGACAUGAGUGCAGAUGAUACUCCUCCCUAAUUGUGAUAGAUGUUUCCCUACCAAGCUAUUUUUUUUUCUGUGCGUAUGAAGUGUGUAUAUUGUGCCUAUGGUAUGGGUGAAGACAAUUGUUUUCUUUUUAAAGUUAUUAUGAUUGCUCAUUUGCAAGUGUCAAGUGUAUUUUUUUUUUUUUUUAUGUGAAGCACAGUAUGUACAUCCUUAGUAUAACCAGUGUCAACGAACAUAAGCAAUCUGGAUUAGAAUCAAGGGAAUCGCUCUCUUCUUUUUCCCAGCACACAGCAUUUUAGAUUGUUUUUGGAUUAGAAGGAAAAAGACCAAAUAAAAUUGUUUAGUAAAGUGACAAGAGGUUCAGUGCAUCAUUGGUCCAGAAAUAAAUCACAUGAGUUAUUUAUCUGUUGCCUGCACACAUUUUGACUGAAGCCAGACAAAUUCCACUGCCCAGAACCACUUCCUCCUCUUUUUGGGGACUAUUUAAGACUUCUUUGGGUGAAAUUGUAAAUAUACUGUAUUUAUUUGUACAAAUGUCAAUGACAAGGGAGUUUCUGGUAGUCCUAGGGCAAAGGCCCAUACACCACCUAUGCCAGUUUUGAGCGUGUAGGAUUAUAACGGCCACAAGCACCUGCAGUUGAGCCUUCAGCAUCGCUAGUGUGGAAGAUUGCAGAUGACAGUCAGACAGGACGUCUGCAGCCCCCGCACAGUGGACCAGUCAGCAUUUUGAGAGACAGAGAGAAGGCAGCAUCGAGCACAACGCCCAUGGAGGAAGCUUCUGAUAGUGAGCGUCUAUCUCUGUCAAGGCUAGCUAAACCCUCCAGCAGCUGGUGCUAGCGAAGAAAGAAUAGUUCCUGGACACAUUGGAGAUCCUGUUGAGUCAGAGAUACCGCAGUUUUACCCGAAAGUGCUAGAUUUCAGACAUUAACGAGAAAAGGGAGUGAGUAUUUCACAAAAAGCUGACUUAAGAAGAUGAAGCAGGUAAGAGUAACCACUUUGCUUGAUUUGCAGAUGUGGAAAAGAGGAAUUCUCUUCUUGCUGAAAAUCUGUAAAGACCUGAUAACAUGGAAGGUUCUGGAUGGGUAAGACUUUUUUUCAAAAUAUUAUCAAAGGCUGCUCAUUAUGUAAUCUAACAGCGCAAAUGGUAAUCGCACCAUGUGCAAAGGUUCUUUUAACGUAAAUGGAGCAGGAGCACUUCAGGUAUUGUUCUUCUUUGACCUGAAUCAGCCUGUGACCUUCACCACAGCUGGACAUAUCUUGCAAGCAAAAUGUUUUAUUACCUUUGCUAUCUGUCAGUCCUGAUAAAGUUCAUGGUGCUGAAACAUCCUUAAGGGAAAACAAAUGAGCAUGCUCAGGAAAGAAACAAUAUUUACACUCCCUGGCCAAUCUAUUAGGCACACCUAUAUU